Messenger RNA from Solanum tuberosum (potato), 666 nucleotides. Its product is annotated as eukaryotic translation initiation factor 4E-1-like. Gene Ontology annotation, biological process: translational initiation. NCBI's taxonomy places the organism in Eukaryota, Viridiplantae, Streptophyta, Magnoliopsida, Solanales, Solanaceae. The record is from RefSeq and is marked provisional. Gene Ontology annotation, cellular component: cytoplasm; eukaryotic translation initiation factor 4F complex. Gene Ontology annotation, molecular function: translation initiation factor activity; RNA 7-methylguanosine cap binding.
AUGGCUGAUGAACUAAACAAAGCUGCUUCAGAGGAAUACAAAACGUCAUCUGUAGAAGACGGAGGUGAGGAAGGAGAGAUCGUAGGGGAAUCGGAUGAUACGGCCUCGUCUUUAGGGAAACAAAUCACUAUGAAACAUCCACUAGAACAUUCUUGGACAUUUUGGUUCGAUAACCCUUCAGGGAAAUCGAAACAAGCUGCUUGGGGUAGUUCCAUUCGCCCCAUUUACACCUUCUCCGCUGCUGAAGAUUUUUGGAGUGUGUACAACAACAUUCACCACCCAAGCAAGUUGGCCGUGGGUGCAGACUUCCAUUGUUUUAAAAAUAAAAUUGAGCCAAAGUGGGAGGAUCCUGUAUGUGCCAAUGGAGGGAAGUGGACGAUGAACUUUUCUAGGGGUAAAUCUGAUACCUGCUGGCUGUAUACGCUUCUGGCACUGAUUGGAGAGCAAUUUGAUUAUGGAGAUGAAAUUUGUGGAGCGGUUAUUAAUGUUCGAGUUAGACAAGAAAAAAUAGCUCUGUGGACCAGGAAUGCUGCCAAUGAAACAGCUCAGGUGAGUAUUGGUAAACAAUGGAAAGAGUUUCUGGAUUACAAUGACACAAUUGGCUUUAUAUUUCAUGAUGAUGCAAAGAAGCUUGACAGAGCUGCCAAGAAUCGUUAUUCCGUGUAG